UAUGACGACACAGGAAUAACAUUCAAACAUGCCACAGCGAACGGGAAGCAAUAAGCAUCGCCCCACCAACUUUACCAGUCUGCCUUGCUUGCUUGCAACCGUGUUUGUUGGACCAUCGGUUCCGGCUUCACCUUCCAACACCACACAUCCCUCCACACCAUGUCCGACUGUAGGUCCAUUCCUUGCUCAUUGCGAUUGUUUGUACGGCAGGAAUAUUAAUAUCUGUCCAACAGACAACCCCUUCGCCCGCCGGGAGCAGCACUCCUCACAAGCUCUCAUCGCCCACCGCAUCACCACCCUGGUCACCUACCUAAUCUUCCUGGUCACUGCCUUUUACUACACCUUCAACGCCGCCGAGCCCCAGGGCAAACAUCACCGUCCCGGCCACACGAUAUGGGGAAACAACCAGGCCACGCCCUUUGCUCAGAACAGCAUCAUCACUUCCAUCUACUGGCUCGUUUUAUUCAUUCUGCAACUAGUCUACGCCUGGAGUCUGUACUCCAAGAACACUGUCUACGUCACCGCCGCUGCCAACAUCGGUUCCCACUACAUCGCCUCCAACCUCCUCCUCUUCGGCUUCAUCCACCUCUGGGUCCGCAACCACUUCUGGCUUGCUGAACUCCUCAUCGUCGUCAACUUCUUCAACCUCUCCCUGGCCUACUUCCGCCACAGCACCACCCCUCGGCUCAUUCACAUCGGCACCGUCGCCGGUCCCUUGGCCUGGAACUUUGUGGCUUUGUACUGGGUUGGUGCCAGGGCUGUCGCCACGGACCGUUUGGCUGCCCGGAUCGUAGCGAAUGUGUUUAUUUGGGGCAUUUUGGCUUAUGGUGCUUUCUUUUUGGUGGCGUUUAAGGAUUAUACCAUUGGCAUUGCUUUGUCGGUGCUUGCUUUCUCCACCGGCGUCGGCCAAUUUCUCACUAAAAACCCCAUCCUCCAACUCCAAUGGAUCUUCGCCUUUGCCAUUGGUGGUGUCCUCUUCAUCCUAUCUCUCGGUGUCGGUUUCCCUGAGCUGUUCGGCAAAGACCGUAUUGGUGGCGGCGAGGUCGUAUCUGAGGACCGUGAACGCGCACCUUUGUUGGCCGAUGAGUAG
Molecule: messenger RNA, 1090 nt
Organism: Periconia digitata
Lineage: Eukaryota; Fungi; Ascomycota; Dothideomycetes; Pleosporales; Periconiaceae
Source: the annotation of a GenBank genome assembly